Acanthamoeba castellanii str. Neff is the source of this 1602-nucleotide messenger RNA. RefSeq names its product PH domain containing protein. NCBI's taxonomy places the organism in Eukaryota, Discosea, Longamoebia, Acanthamoebidae. The transcript has 8 exons. The record is from RefSeq and is a predicted model, not a curated record. Bases 1 to 1602 code for a protein of 533 amino acids.
AUGAAGGACGCCGUGGCCCGCACCAAGAACUUCAGCACGGAGGCCUCCUCCACCACCACCACCACGCGACAGCCCUCCCCCCUCUCCUCCGCCGUCUCCGCCGCGUCGCCGCUCCCUACUCCCACCACAGAGCCCCUCUCCCGGCACGCCGCCAGCGGCUGGCUCAACAAACUCGGCGACAAGGGGCUGAUCAAGUCGUGGAAGAAGCGGUGGUUCGCCCAGCGAGCCGAGCGGCUGUACUACUACGAGACCAAGGAGGAGACCGGCCUGAAGGGGUUCGUCGACCUGACCCUCGUCACGGCCGUCGCCGAGUCGCCCAAGGUCAAGCACGGCUUCGAGCUCCGCACCAAGGACCGCAUCUACUACCUCCAGGCCGCCACCGACGACGAACGCGCCCAGCUGGACGGACGGUCACCACAGAAGGCGCCGACCACGCCGACCCCAUCGGCCGGCGCCACCACCAGCAGCAGCAACGGCGGUCCCACGCCGUUGAGCCAAAGCGCGCGGCGCACGCUCUCCUUCUCGCAGAACCCGCAGCAGAACGACGGCCCGCAGCGAAAUCGGGGCGAGACGGUGCCCGUGGCGCCGGCGGGUGAGGCGUGGGCCUACGGGACCCGCGAGCGGGCGCCCUCCCUCGUCGCGGAGCCGGCGGGCGUGUCCACGGGCCGCGCCGCCCGCGAGCUCUCCAUCGAACGGAGCGGCGGGGCCGACCAGUCGGGCACGACGCCCAGCAGCUUCCGCGAGGAGGAGAUCCGCGCCCUCCAGCAGAAGCUCCUCUCGCUCGAGGCCAAGCUCGACACCUCCGCCAAGAGCGUGCCCACGCGCGCCCUCGCCCCCGACACACCCUCCUCCUCGUCGUCGUCGUCGCCCUCCACCUCGCCUUCGCCUUCGCCCUCCACCCACGCCCCGGCCAUCACCUCCCCUGCCCCGGCCGCCGCCGCCGCUGCUGCAGAGGAGCAGCUGCGGGCGAUGGAGAAGAAACUGGCGGCGGCCGAGGAGGAGGCCAGGCGCGCCACGGCUCGGCUCGAGCACCUCAAAGAAAAGUACAGCGCCAGCAAGCACAAAACCAAGACGGCAGAGCAGCGGAUCGAGGGCCUGACGGAGGACGUGAACCACCUGACCAAGGAGAGCAGGGCCAAGGACGAACACAUCGCCUCGCUCAAGGCCUCCGCGGCGUCCAGCGCCUCCAGCGCCGCACCGCCGGCUACUCAGCUGGAGGAGACCAUCGCGCAGCUGCGUCAGGCCACGCAUGCCCACCAGACCCAGAACGCCUACCUCGCCUCCGAGAUCAAGAAGCUGCAGCGAGAGCACACCAUCGAGCUGGCCUCCCGGGACGAGCAGCUCGACGGCCUGCGCGCGCAGCUGGAGCUCGCACGCAGCAGCUCCGCCUCCGAUAGCUCGAUCGAGGCCGAGUUCGCUGCCCUGCAGAGACUAUAUUUCUCGGCAUUGGCCGUGGGGAUCAAGCUCAACCUCAUGCUCCAGGGCCAGCCCUGCAACAUCGACGCCGCCUCCCUCUGGAGCAAGGCGCAGGCGCUCAACCUGCACUUCUCCAAGUGGAACGAAUGGGUCCUCGCCCGAUACGAGGAGGCCUUCGACGACUGA